CCCGCAUUUUGGAAGCCUUUGUGCCUGCGAUGUGGCUUAAGCGGGUGGCUGCGGAGGCCAUCCCGGCACUGUGGUUUGUGCCAGUGCUUUAUUUUUAGGCACUUACUCUUCCAGGCCUAUUGUUGGACCAGCUUUUCGCAUGGAACACGCCCAACCGAAGUUCGAAAGAUCCCCGCCUCCCAUGCGACAGCCGUCUUGAGCCAUGCCAAAAGACGUCUUCUGCCUGGAGACUUUUCAGAAUCUUUGCCAGUCGCCAAGUUGUCUGGAUGAUGCCUGGUGGCUGCAGAUGGCGUUCAGCACGAAGCUUGCGCGGCGCUGCGCAGCCAGCUCAUUUCUUUUCAGCUCCUUUGAAGAAGAAGAGCCAGAAAAGAAUCCAUUCGGGGAAACGAUCAAGCCGUGGAAUUCUAGCUGUCCAAGCUGGAUGCCUGGAGGGAGGUUUUUCUCCAAGCACGGCUUCUGCAAGAAGCUAAAGCCGCUUAAACACAAAUGGUUUCCCCCACAGAAUGCGGAGGUGCGACCUCCUUACUCCAGCCCGGCACCUGCGCCCGGCCGGCGCGGCCCACCGGUGGAUGAGAGAGAGCAGCACGAGACGCAUCCGCCGCGGGGGCAGCCACGACCAGCGACGGACUGGGAAGCCACAGCCCAGGAGCAGCGGCAGGAGCAGCAGGCGGCGCAGGCCGAGCCGCCGGUGCCGUUCACCGCGCCGCCGCCAGCGCCCAAGAAACACCACAAGCAUCACAUGCUUCCGCCGCCUGUGCCACUCGGAGAAGUCGAGGGCGACAGCCUGGCCCCUGCGCCAGUAUCGGGGGCGUCAGGGUCAGGGCCAAGCGGGUCAAGGGGGUCAAGGGGGUCAAGGUCGAGGGGAGCACGGGCGGAAGAGGAGCCCUUUGAGCCACGGCUGCCGCUGAUUGUGGAGCAGCCGCAUCCCAAGCCGCCGCCAAAGAAAAGCUCUGUGGGGACCUUCGAAAUGGAGGACUCCCCAGAGUCGAAGAUGCUCCCGCCCAAUGCCGGCAAGCUCUUGAAAGAGCUCAGCAAAGAGAGCAUCGAUGCCAACGAGCGCGAGCUGGACCAAAAGAUGAUGACGGGAGGUCGAAAACAAAAGCCCGCAGGGCGCCACUGGCCGCCGCCCCAAUCUGCGCCGCCAGUGCAGCCGAUCCCUCCCAGGCCGGGGGACACCAACUACAACUACGGGUGGACGCCCCCGGAGCGGAAGGUGCCCUACUCGCCCCCCUGGCCGGGCGGUGGGCCGGUCACCGCCGUGGACCGCACGGAGGCUGUGGCGCAAGAGCUGCAGAGCGAGGCCAACGCGGUGGUGCUCACCGCAGAGGAUGCUUUGCUCAACGCCAAGAUGUAGUGUGGACUGCCACGAACCACUCCACCAAUCCACCUGGACGUGGCACACUAGAUAGCGCCAGCAGCGUAACGUCCUGGAGGAAGGCACUCAAUUCUGGCCCAGCCGCUUUUUUAGUCGCGAACACCAAGCUUGGACUACGUAGAUCAAGCCGUGGCACAAAGCUUGCCGGCUUGCCGAGCGAAAGGCGCAAAUGGUCACCAUCGCAGUGUUUGGGCCAAUCGAAAAGUGCAAGGCCGCCGGACCUGAACC
Molecule: messenger RNA, 1603 nt
Organism: Effrenium voratum
Lineage: Eukaryota; Dinophyceae; Suessiales; Symbiodiniaceae
Source: the annotation of a GenBank genome assembly